AAAGAAAAGGAAAGAAGGAAGGAAGGAAGGAAGGAAGGAAGGGAAGGGAGGAAGGAAGGAUGGAAGGAAGGAAAAGAAGACAGGAAGGAAAGUGGGCCGGACUGGACUCCUCGGCGGGCCGGUUCUGUCCCGCGGGCCUCACGUUUUGACACCUAGCGUUUUCGUCUUGUCGUGACCUUGCUCUGCGCCUUUUAGACUCCGCUCGCUCGCCGUAGUUGUCAGUGCGGAGAGGUCGGAGGCUCGUUUGUAGAGAAGAUGUUUAUGUUCGUGCAGCAGUAUUAUUAUUAUUACUAAGAGGAGUCUGCUUUAUUAAAACAUGUCUGUCACUGGAGGAGGAAACAGAGGGUUUUACUUCAACACCGUGUUAUCUUUGGCUCGGUCUCUUGCAGCUCACCAUCAGGCUCCAUUAGAAAAGGUUCAGAAGUUACAAUGCAUGUGCCCCGUCGACUUCAGAGGAGUUUUCCAGCUGGAUGAGAGGAGGAGAGAUGCUGUGAUUGCUCUGGGAAUCUUUCUGGUAGAGUCCAACCUGCAGCACAAAGAUGCUAUCGUCCCAUACCUUCUUGGAUUGCUUAAAGGACUUCCUAAAGUUCAGUGGAUUGAAGAAAGCUCGGAGCGUAAAGGACGAGAUGCUCUUCCUGUUGCAGAGAACUUCAGCUUUUGUCUGGUAACACUUCUGUCAGACGUUGCCCAAAGCGAUGAGACCUUACGAGGACAGAUCCUGGAGGCGAUCAUGGAAAUCAUGCAGGUCCUGCAAGAUAUCUGCAAGAAUCCAGAGGAUCACGAUAAAGAAUACCUGUGCAGGUACACGGUUCCCACCCUGCUCGGUGUGGCCAGAGCUUUCGGCCGAUACAGCAACACCGACGAGCCGUUACUGUCCAAGCUGUUCCCUCGACCGGUCGUUCCCCCGCUGAACACGGGAGAAGACAGCGAUGCGGUGCGCCGGCGGUCCUUCAGCGAUUUCCGCUCCAUCAUGCCGAGCUCGUUGCUCAGCGUGUGUCACUCAGACAGUCUGAGACGUAAAGGCACCUCCAUGACCAGCGUGUCACAGCAGGCCAGUCCAGAGAGAGUAGCUCUGACUCCCAGCUCACCUGCUGAUCCUUCUGCACAGUACUUUGAAGGCUCGUACCUCCCUGACGGCAGCGCUGUGGACCCGGAUUACUACUUCUCCACCAUCAGCUCCAGCUUCUCCCUCUCGCCUCUCUUCACCGGAUGCAGCACCGGAGAGUUUCACGUCCCUCUCGACAUGCUCAGACAGCUCCUCAGCAUGGUUGAACAACUUGUGUCAGAUUCAUUUUUAAAAUCACUGGAUGAAAUCUUGGCAGAGUUUUUACAGUUGAAUCCUGGUCUUCAUCUGCACUACAAAACCUUCAGUGAUCCUCUCUAUGUAGCCAUUUUUAAAAUGCUAAGAGACACUCUCUACAAUUUGAAAGACCUGCAGACGGACUUUGUGAAGGAGGUGCAUGACUUUGUGUUAGAGCAGUUCAGCAGCAGCCAGGUGGAGCUGCAGAGGAUCCUGCAUGAUGUGGAGUAUCUGCAGAGUGAGCUGAGCCCGCUCAAGCUGCGUUGCCAGGCCAACGCCGCAUGCGUGGACCUGAUGGUUUGGGCUGUGACCGAGGAGCAGGGAGCCGAGAACCUUUGCACCAAACUGUCUGAGAAGCUGCAGUCCAAGACGUCCAGUAAAGUUAUCAUUGCUCACAUGCCGCUGCUCAUCUGCUGCUUACAGGGUUUAGGUCGUCUGUGUGAGCGUUUUCCUGUGGUUGCACACUCCGUCACCUGUUCACUCAGAGACUUCCUGGUGGUGCCCUCUCCUGUCUUAGUGAAGCUGUACAAAUAUCACAGCCAGUACACUUCAGGAGCCGGCGAGAUAAAGAUCCACGUGACUAACGAACACUCCCAGUCGACCCUCAGCACUCAGAGCAAGAAGCGCUCGCAGCCGUCCAUGUACGAACAGCUGCGGGACAUCUCCAUAGACAACAUCUGCAGGUGUCUGAAAGCAGGACUGACGAUGGAUAACGUCAUCGUAGAAGCUUUUCUCGCCAGUCUGUCCAAUCGUCUCUACAUCUAUCAGGAAAAUGAUAAGGACGCCCAUUUGAUCCCGGAUCACACCAUCAGGGCUUUGGGUCACAUCGCUGUGGCUUUGCGGGACACUCCCAGAGUGAUGGAGCCCAUCCUGCAGAUCCUGCAGCAGAAGUUCUGCCAGCCUCCGUCCCAGCUGGACGUCCUCAUCAUAGAUCAGCUGGGCUGCAUGGUCAUCACAGGAAAUCAAUACAUCUACCAGGAAGUUUGGAAUCUGUUCCAGCAGAUCAGUGUGAAGGCCAGCUCCAUGGUUUACUCCACCAAAGACUACAAGGAUCACGGUUAUAGACACUGCUCUCUGGCUGUGAUCAACGCUCUGGGGAACAUAGCAGCGAACCUUCAGGCUGAGCAUAUGGUGGACGAGCUGCUGGUCAAUCUGCUCGAGCUUUUCGUUCAGCUGGGUUUAGAAGGGAAGAGAGCCAGCGAGAGAGCCUCGGACAAAGGCCCGACUCUGAAGGCUUCAAGCAGCGCCGGAAACCUCGGUGUCCUCAUUCCAGUUAUUGCAGUGCUGACUAAGAGGCUGCCACCAAUCAAGGAAGCAAAACCACGUCUGCAGAAGCUCUUCAGGGACUUCUGGCUCUACUCUGUCGUCAUGGGGUUUGCUGUGGAAGGCUCAGGUCUUUGGCCUGAAGAAUGGCACGAAGGAGUUUGUGAGAUUGCAACCAAAUCUCCGCUGCUCACGUUUCCCAGCGGAGAGCCUCUACGCUCAGAGCUGCAGUACAACUCUGCACUGAAGAACGACACCGUCACUCCGGCGGAGCUGAACGAUCUGCGUAGCACCAUCAUCAACCUGCUGGAUCCUCCUCCUGAAGUCGCUGCUCUCAUCAACAAACUGGACUUUGCCAUGUCGACAUAUUUGCUGUCAGUUUACAGAUUAGAAUACAUGAGGAUGCUGCAUUCUCAGGACUCGGAUCGUUUUCAGGUCAUGUUUCGAUACUUUGAAGACAGAGCGAUACAGAAGGAUAAAUCUGGCAUGAUGCAGUGUGUGAUUGCUGUUAGCGACAAGGUUUUUGAAGUCUUCCUGCAAAUGAUGGCUGAAAAAGCAAAAACCAAAUCCCACGAGGAGGAGCUGGAACGCCACGCUCAGUUCCUCUUGGUCAACUUCAACCACAUCCACAAGAGGAUCCGCAGAGUGGCUGAUAAAUAUCUGUCGGGUCUGGCUGAAACAUUCCCUCACCUUUUGUGGAGCGGCCGCGUGCUGAAGACCAUGUUGGACAUCCUGCAGACGCUCUCCCUCUCGCUGAGUGCUGAUAUUCAUAAAGACCAACCGUAUUACGACAUCCCAGACACUCCGUACAGAAUCACCGUCCCAGACACGUAUGAAGCCAGAGAGAGCAUAGUGAAGGAUUUCGCUGCUCGCUGUGGUGAGAUCCUUAAGGAAGCAAUGAAAUGGGCUCCAUCAGUGACCAAAUCCCACCUGCAGGAGUAUCUGAACAAACACCAGAACUGGGUGUCGGGUUUGUCCCAGCACACGGGCCUCGCCAUGGCAACGGAAAGCAUCCUGCACUUCGCUGGUUACAACAGACAGAGCACCACACUGGGGUCCACUCAGCUGACGGAGAGGCCGGCCUGUGUGAAGAAGGAUUACUCUAACUUCAUGGCGUCCCUCAACCUCAGGAACAGAUACGCUGGAGAGGUAUCCGGUAUGAUCCACUUCGCCCAGGCAGUCCGAGGACAGUCCGAUCUGAGCCGGCUGAUGAUCAAACAGAUGGGAGAAGCUUUGGACUCUGGACAGCCUGAAGCUUUCACCGAGUCCAUGUUCAAACUAGCCGCUCUGCUCAUCAGCACCAAAGACUGCGAUCCUCAGCUCCUGCACCACCUCUGCUGGUCUCCUCUCAAGAUGUUCACCGAGCACGGCAUGGAAACCGCCAUCGCCUGCUGGGAGUGGCUGCUGGCAGCACGAACUGGAGUGGAAGUACCGUUCAUGCGGGAGAUGGCGGGAGCUUGGCAGAUGACUGUGGAGCUGAAGAUGGGCUUGUUCUCAGACGCUCAGGUGGAGGCGGAUCCUCUGGCAGCAUCGGAGGAAAGUCAACCCGUCCCUUGUCCUCCAGAUGUUACCCCUCACCACAUAUGGAUCGAGUUUCUAGUCCAGAGGUUUGAGAUCGCAAAGUAUUCCAGCGAAGAUCAAGUGGAGAUCUUCGGCAGUUUGCUACAACGCUCUCUGUCUCUUAACGUCGGUGGGGCGAAGGGUAGCCUCAACCGCCACGUGGCUGCUAUUGGGCCUCGCUUCAGGCUGCUGACUCUCGGUCUGGCUCUGCUCCACUCGGACGUCGUCACCAAUUCAACCGUAAGAAAUGUGCUCAGAGAGAAGAUCUACUCGACCGCCUUCGAUUACUUCAGCGUGUCUCCAAAGUUUCCCACCCAAGGCGACAAGCGUCUGCGCGAGGACAUCAGCAUCAUCAUCCGUUUCUACGCCAGCAUCCUGUCCGACAAGAAGUACCUGGCAGCGUGCCACUUGGUCCCACCUGAUAAUCAGGAUCCGUCCCUGAACAGUCUGUCAGUGAUGAACGCAGCCGACCUGCGGAGCAACAUGGACUCCAGCUCUCGCUCCCAGCAGAGCAGCCAGGGAUGGAUCAACACUUAUCCUCUGUCCAGUGGCAUGUCCACCGCCUCCAAGAAGUCAGGCACGUCCAAGAAGAGCAACAGAGGAACUCAGCUUCACAAAUACUACAUGAAGCGCAGGACUCUCCUACUGGCUUUACUGGCCAGCGAGAUCGAGCGUUUGACGACGUGGUACAACCCGCUGUCCACUCAGGAGCUGAUCAUCGCCACGGAGCAGUCGGUGGAGACGAGCAUCGCCAACUGGAGGUCGAAAUACAUCAGUCUGACAGAGAAGCAGUGGAAGGACAACGUCAACCUGGCCUGGAGUAUCGCUCCUUACCUGGCGAUGCAGCUACCUACCAGGUUUAAGAAUGACGCCAUCGUUGCCGAGGUAACCAGGCUGGUUAGACUGGAUCCUGGAGCGGUCAGUGACGUACCUGAAGCCGUGAAGUUCUUGGUGACGUGGCACACGAUCGACGCAGACUCUCCUGAACUGAGCCACAUCCUGUGUUGGGCUCCGGCCGACCCGCCGACCGGUCUGUCGUACUUCAGCAGCAUGUAUCCUCCUCAUCCUCUCACUGCUCAGUACGGAGUGAAGGUGCUGCGCUCCUUCCCUCCUGAUGCCAUCCUGUUUUACAUUCCUCAAAUUGUGCAGGCGCUCCGUUACGAUAAGAUGGGCUAUGUGAGAGAGUACAUCCUGUGGGCGGCUCAGAAGUCUCAGCUUCUUGCUCAUCAGUUCAUCUGGAACAUGAAGACCAACAUCUACCUGGAUGAAGAGGGACACCAGAAAGAUCCUGACAUCGGCGAGCUUUUGGAGCAGAUGGUUGAGGAGAUCACAGGAUCGCUGUCGGGUCCGGCCAAAGACUUCUACCAGAGAGAGUUCGACUUCUUCAACAAGAUCACCAACGUGUCCGCCAUCAUCAAGCCGGUUCCGAAGGGAGAUGAGAGAAAAAGGGCUUGUCUGAAAGCUCUGUCGGAUAUCAGAGUGCAGCCAGGUUGUUACCUCCCAAGUAACCCUGAAGCCAUCGUUCUGGACAUCGACUACAAGUCUGGAACACCCAUGCAGAGCGCUGCUAAGGCUCCUUAUCUGGCUAAGUUCAAAGUGAAGCGCUGCGGUGUGAGCGAGCUGGAGCGCGAAGGUCUCCGCUGCCCUUCGGACUCUAUGGAGGACGGAGAAGAGAAUCCAGACGGAUCUCGCAGGAUCUGCUGGCAGGCGGCCAUCUUCAAAGUGGGAGACGACUGCAGACAGGAUAUGCUGGCUCUGCAGAUCAUCGGGCUUUUUAAGAAUAUCUUCCAGCUGGUUGGUCUGGAUCUGUUCGUGUUCCCCUACAGAGUGGUGGCCACUGCACCAGGGUGUGGAGUGAUCGAGUGCAUCCCAGACUGUAAAUCCAGAGAUCAGCUUGGCAGGCAGACGGAUUUUGGGAUGUACGAUUACUUCCGUAACCAGUACGGCGACGAAUCCACCCUCGCCUUCCAGAAGGCUCGGUAUAACUUCAUCCGCAGUAUGGCCGCCUACAGUCUGCUGCUGUUCCUGCUGCAGAUCAAAGACCGACACAACGGGAACAUCAUGCUGGACAGCAAGGGACACCUCAUCCACAUCGACUUUGGCUUCAUGUUUGAGAGCUCUCCCGGAGGAAACCUCGGUUGGGAGCCGGACAUCAAGCUGACGGAUGAGAUGGUGAUGAUCAUGGGAGGAAAGAUGGAGGCAACGCCGUUCAAGUGGUUCAUGGAGAUGUGUGUCAGAGGAUACCUGGCUGUACGACCGUACAUGGACGCAGUGGUUUCUUUAGUGACUCUCAUGCUGGACACUGGACUGCCGUGCUUCAGAGGACAAACCAUUAAACUCCUCAAAGGACGGUUUAAUCCUCAGAUGAGCGAGAAAGAAGCUGCAGCGUUCAUCAUCAAAGUUAUUCAGAGCUGCUUCCUCAGUAGCAGGAGUAAAACGUACGACAUGCUGCAAUAUUACCAGAACCAAAUCCCUUACUGAGGAUCUCCUGCCGGGUUUCUACUGUAUACGUCCGACGCAGACGUCUCUACAACAAGCAAUGCAAACCUCCUUCUGGCUGGUUUUUAACGAGGUGGAGGAUCGCACCUUACAUGAGUUUAAUAUCUUCUGUGUGUCUGUCAGUCAGAGAGAGAGAGAGAGAGAGAGAGAAAGAGAGAGAGAGAGAGGUGACGAUGAUUUGACACUUUUGAUCUCCGGUUUUAUUCCGCUUAAGAUUUUUUGUAACUUGGAAGUUUUUUCGAGUCAAUCUUUAUUUAACUCAAGAGUUAAAUGAUAAUCUUUUACCAACCCUAACCCUAAAAGAGGUAUUUGAAUCACCCUUUAAUUAUUAUUUUUUUUCUCUUCUUCAUGCUGUUCUUCGUUUCUUCACCGUCACAUUCGAGGAGGAUUAUUAUCACAAAGGGACCAUCAAAGCAGCUGUUAAUAUCAUUUUUUAUUACUAUGCUGAUAUUCACUUUUAUGCACUUUACAGAUCACAGUAUUUCAUUGCACCUGCGUACGAUCGACCGCGAGCUUGAACAUAGAUUAUAUAUAUUAUAUGUAUCAGACAUCAGAGAUUAAAACAAUUUAUCAGUUCCUUUUUUUUAUAGUAGAAAAACGAGCCAGUGUAGUCAAGAUAGAUCAAAAUAAAUAGAUACAAAUCAAUGCAGGAAUCAAUCAGCAUCUUAACCGAACAAUAGUGUUUUAGAAAAAAAAGGUAUUUAGGGAAUGAAGCGUAAUCAAGCUGUAGUAUUUGCUGUAAAAGACGUUCAGCGUCACGGUUCUUUCUGUGAUUUUUACGUGUAGAGAAUAUAUUAAUCCGAUUUUAAAGACUUUUAACUGUGCGACUUUGACGCUUAUCCUCAAAGUACAACGUCACAUCACGUCAGCUGUAAGUCAUUUUAAAUGGAGGCAUGUUGGAGUCUUGUUUUUGUCUUUCCACUAUGAGAACUUAACGAUUUAUAACCUAAAGUUUACAUUUAAGUAUAAAUGUAAAAGCUGAUUUAUUGUCGGUCAUUUGACACUUUUUAAAUAAAUGUCACUCUUCAGGAAUUAAAGACUCGAGCCAUAUAUAUUCGAUUUAUGCUUCGGCGAAAUGUUUAGAUUUAUUAAACAAAUUAUCUAAAGUUACAGACUGAAUUAAAGCCGCAAGCGGCGAUGGCGGGCCCUCGCUCAUCCAUGCUACCGCGGGGCCUGAGGCAUGGCGGGGCUGUGGCGUGAAGCAGAAAGUGAGAAAAAACCUGGAAGGAGGCCAAAAAUGCAAUGUUUCGUUCAUCCAGUAGGGGGCAGUCACAGGUAGUUACACAUAUGGUCUGGUGUGGUCUGGUGUGUUCAGGGCGGCCACUCAUCAGUCAUGUGAAGUUUGGAGUGAAUUGGACAAAGCAUGAAGGAGUUAUGAGAGGUUGAUGGUUCAUCCACCAGGGGGCAGUAGAGUGUAACAAAACACAAGCGGUUGCGUUCAGGGUGGGACAGUGAUUACACAUGUGAAGUUUUGUGGAAAUCGCACAAUGAUGAUGUAAAAUAUGGCACUUCCUGUUUCCACGAGGGGGCGACACGAGUGAGAUCGCCUAUGAGCGAAUGGAGACGUUGAGGUCGGCACCCUGGACCUGUGUACCAAUUUUCAUGAUGAUACGAGUUCAAUAAAGCCAUCAAAAAGCCAAACGUAUUUUCAUGGCGAGGAAUUGAUGGUCGCCGCGUCGCCACACGGACGCCAUUACUCGUAGCUUCACAGUCUUCAUAAUGUAGCUUCACCAACUGGUUCUUAAUGAAGUUGAUGGGGCAAAGUAUGUAAUUUUAAUGAAUCUUAGUUAACUUCCUGUUACCACCGGGGGGCGCUAUGAGUUACGUGGGAAGUUAAUAUAUCGGGAUGUUCAGGGCGGAGCCAUCAUCAACUCCAGCAAGUUUGAAGCUGAUUGGAUGAAGUAUGUGGGCGUGAGAGCCACUCGUAUGUACAUGGCGAGCACGCCAAAGUUAGUUGAGCCCUGGCAGACACGCCCUUUGACCUACGGAUGCGCAGAGCACAACUUAAGCUCAGCUAGGUCUGGAGAUGUUGCGUACCUAAUUUGAACUUGAUCGGGCGAACGCUGUGGGAGGAGUUAAUUUUAGGCGGGAAAAAUCAAAACCAAAAUGGCCGACUUCCUGUUGGGUUGAGGUCAUGAGGUCAAGAGGCUUUUUUGCAUAUGUGGGUAUAAUACAUAUGUGUACCGAAUUUUGUGAGCAUAGGACAAAGUUAGCAAAAUUCCCUAUGGGCAUUUUUGGACUUUGUAGGGGGCGCUAUUCCGCCAUUCUGCGUCGACCAUGUGCGACCACCCAAAAAUAUCGAAUUUCGGAUGAGGCCGGACGUCCGUGCAAAAGUAUAAGCAUUUUCGCAUUUGGGAAAGGGGCGAAAUUGUGGCACGAAAUGUCGGAAGAAUAAUUAUAAUAAACAUUACAAUUUCAAUAGGGCUUUCGCCAGGCGACUUGCAGUCAUGGCCGUAGCUACCAUUGAGGACACCGAGGUCAUGUCCUCGGUAUUUUUUUCGUUUUGUUGUGAAGUGAAAAUAGCCGAUGAGACAAUUAUCCUUGCAUCAACGGACCGUCACGCGACACGUACUUGCAGAUACUGCUACCAUGUCAAAACAAAAGUAGUCGGCUAUAACCAGCGGCGGAGUGAUUCCUUGAAAUCCACCGGGAAUUUUUUCACUGGCCCCCAGUAUGUCCCAACUGGUUUCCAAUUUAACUGGUUUCCUUACAGAACAGCUCCAGCUGUGUUGUGCUUCCGUCAGCAGAUUCGUCACAAAUUCACAAAUAUACACAGCAUAUUAGGCUACUGGAGAUUUUUAAGUGCUCACUUUCAGAAAAAAUAUUCGCUGCAGUAGAUGUAGUAGUGAACUGCGACUUGAAAAUAGCCAGAAAUAUGUUUAUGUCUACAUUCGUGAAUUGGACAUGACCCGAUUUUGCAAAGUGUUCAUUCAUUGGACCAGCCCUUUUCUCCCUUUCCCAGCAGGCCGUGCUUUAUUCCACAUUUUAAGAACAAACAAAGAAAAUUAUAUAUUGCAGUUAUACUUUUUAAAGAUACAACCAUAGAAGUUGUAGAAUACUGAAAUAGGAGUUGAUUUAAGUUGCAAAAUUGGAAGUGAUAAGAAAGAACUGGACCACAAGAGUGACCAUGACUGAGAAAUGCACAGUAAGAAAGUGGUAUAAAUACAUCAUGGAUUACUUCUAACUAUUAUAUGAGAUGUGGUUUUCUUUUUGACCUCGGUAUUUGAAAAAUCCUGGCUACGGCCUUGCUUGCAGUCGCCGCUCGGGCCCUAAAUAUCACGAAGGAAAUUAAGUGAAAACUACGACACUAUCACAAAAUCCUCCAGGUGCGUGACUAUGAAAGGAAAGUGUUGAGUGACAUAAAUCAGCCUCAAUGAUUUGGGCUCGGUCUCAUGUUUCCACAUUAUUUUAGAAAACCAGUAAAUUUUAGAUAUUUUUUUUGAUGAAGCAAGAAAAAAAAAAGUCCUCACACUGCAGCUCCCAAUGUAGGUAGGACGUUUUUACUUGCUUUUACACACAUUUUGUUAUUUGGUCCAGUUCCUGCUUUCUUACUCUUACUUUUUUGGAUAUAUCUGUGAUGAAAAAUAAUACUAAUCGUGUGUGCCUCUCUCAUGUGUUACAAUUACACUCAAAUCACAGAGCAAAGCAUCUAGUUAUCUGAAAAAUAAACAUGCUGCCAUCUUUGGAAUAAACAAGAAGGUGAUUGAACAACAAAGAUUUACCCUCAAAGACAUUUCAAGCCAUCUGGAUAAAAAAAGUCUUUUUUUUUUCUUUUUUCUUUUUUUUGUGACUACAUUUCUUAUCCAGGAAGCUGAAAUUUUUCUUUCUGUUAAACACAAAUGCAAAAUAUUAACACAUGAUUUUGUGUGAAAUUGCAAAACCAAAACUUUGGUUCACAGUGUAAAAUUUGAGCAAGGACAUGAUAUACUUUUAUAUCUUAAAAGUGUUAGUUUAAGUUUACUUUAAAAACAGUGUUAAUCUUCUUCUUUUUUUUUUUUUUUUACUGUGCAGCCGGGGGAAUAUUUUUCAUCCAGAUGAUUAAAAAAGUUUUUUAAAUGUUUGCAAAUAAUUCAGGACAAUUCAGAUGACUUAUUUUUCAGAAAGAUUGUUCUCAGCUCUGUUAAUAUAUUGAUUCAUGUAACACAUGAGAAGCACAAACUGGGUUUACUCUAUUUUUUUCUUAAAGCAAAUGAAAUAAAACAUAUUGAUUCUGCUUAAUGUUUCUAAACUUUAAGCAGAAUUAAACUUUAAACUAAACUGCAAAUCUAGUUUUUACAUAAAGGAGCAAAACACUUAUAUUAGAUACUGGGAAUCAGAAUAUCACCAGUAUACUGAAACACACUUCCUUGCUGGGUUUUUACUUUAUUAAUUAAUGUGUUUCCUGUCUUCUGUAUUUAAUCCAAAUGUUAAAUUACAGGUUGUUAACUACCUGUAGUGGAAAAUCCAUCACACACACACACACACACACACACACACACACACACACACACACACACAC
Messenger RNA from Scomber scombrus (Atlantic mackerel), 11120 nucleotides. RefSeq names its product phosphatidylinositol 4-kinase, catalytic, alpha a (gene pi4kaa). Gene Ontology annotation, cellular component: plasma membrane; cytoplasm. The record is from RefSeq and is a predicted model, not a curated record. Gene Ontology annotation, biological process: phosphatidylinositol-mediated signaling; phosphatidylinositol phosphate biosynthetic process. Gene Ontology annotation, molecular function: 1-phosphatidylinositol 4-kinase activity. NCBI's taxonomy places the organism in Eukaryota, Metazoa, Chordata, Actinopteri, Scombriformes, Scombridae.